Molecule: messenger RNA, 1452 nt
Organism: Glycine soja
Lineage: Eukaryota; Viridiplantae; Streptophyta; Magnoliopsida; Fabales; Fabaceae
Product: protein UPSTREAM OF FLC-like
Exons: 3
Coding region: 477-1280 (267 amino acids)
Source: RefSeq, a predicted model, not a curated record
GGAAACUCGUCCAUUUUUUUUCCCUGAAAGCAGUGCGAUGGUUUCACGGGACUACUUUUGACUUUAAAUGAAGAAAAUGAAAAUUUUGUCCUGAGCUCACUUUGGUCCGUGAGCGGGGGGUACUAUGAAUGAUAUUGAUAAUUGAUGAAACAUCAUUUGACCAUUAACUUGCAACUAGUAGUAGCACCUGCCUCGUGAGUUAAUAUUAUAAGCUCAACAACAGGAUUGACAUAUUGCCGUGAAAUAUAUGCAAUUGCAUGCCAUUCCACUUGUUGGUAUUCGUACAUAUAAGCUCAUUAUUUGCCAAAUGCAAACAAGGGUCACUUUCCCUCUUGGUGGCCCCUAUCGUUAUAAAUGCCAAGAAUCUCCCUCAGUUCACUACCUGAAUCACACAAUAGCUUCUCAUUCUGCACUCAGAAACUUUGCCUUCAUUACCUUCAAAUUUGCUGCUUUUUAUUUCUAUUUUAUCAAGGAAAAUGUUAGAAAGAGAAGCAAGUCUUGAGAGCACCAAAAUCUGGAUUGACCCAAAGCAUCAAGCAACUGAGGUUAAAGUUCCAGUAAUAUACUACCUUUCCCGAAAUGGCCAGCUUGAACAUCCACAUCUCAUGGAGGUUCCAAUCUCUUCUCUACAGGGAGUGCUAUGUCUCAAAGAUGUGAUAGAUAGAUUGAGUUUUCUCCGGGGACAAGGAAUGGCCAACAUGUAUUCUUGGUCUGCAAAAAGGAGUUACAAAAACGGUUAUGUGUGGCAAGAUUUGUCCGAGAAUGAUUUCAUUUACCCAAGUAGUGGCCAUGAGUAUGUCCUCAAAGGAACACAAAUGAUAGAAGCUUCUUUGAGUUUUCGAUCCUGCGAAACAAUAUCAACAUCAAGCUCCAAAAGUUCCACUGAAGCAAUCAAUUCUAGCACGGGUGCAGACUCCCCUGCCACCAUAAAGGGGAGAAGCCAAUCAUUGAACUCGAGUGAUUACAAGUUUUACUCGGCAAAGACAUGCGAAGAGUUUGCAGGGAAAGCUACUAAUGCGUCGACUCAGACCGAGGAGAAGCAUAGGGAAAGGAUAAAAAGGGAGGAGCAAGUUGAAGAGUGUGAAGGAAAUGGUGAUGCAAGGGAGUUGGGUGAGAAUGAAGGGUCUUUGCCAUUUUCUAGAUCAAGUUUUGGAACGUUGGAAGGGUCUUUGGAGGGUUUUGAAUCAGCAGAUAUCAGAAGCCAGAGGGUGGAGAAUGAACGUCCAAGUGGGAGGAUCAAGGCUUCAGAAGUUUUGAUGCAGUUCAUCAGGUGUGGAUGAUCUUUGUGAGUGCGAGAGAGGAACUAUGAAUCACUCAAAUUGGUGUCAUUAUGCAGUUUUUAACUUGAGUUAGAAAUGGAACACAAUAAAUUGAGUGAUUUGUUGCUAGUACAUCUAUCUUUGUGUUGUGUCCUUUUAAUCAAAUUAACAUGAAAUGAAUUAUUGCUCCUUA